AUGACCUUGAAUGAAAAAAAUCACAAUAAUUCAAAAAAGAAUUGGAAAGUGAACAUUCAGUGUUUUUUGGGCAAAAUCUUUAUUCUAACAAAUGUUCAAAAUGAUUUCCAUUUACUUCAAGGCAUCUUCUAUGAGAAUCUACCAGGAGAAUUCUUCAAGGAAAACCAGCAGCAGGAUUUCUUCAUAGAUCAGCAUAAUGAUCACAUGCGCAAAGUAAAAUCUCGACCUACAACACACUAUGGGAAAAAGAAGCUGUUCAUCUUCAAGAACUUGUUAACCUCCACGCACGUCUUCGUACGAGUCGAAGCCAACAAAAAAUCACUCGACCCACCUUAUGAAGAGCCAUACGAAGUAAGAACAAGGGCCCCAAAAUACUUCACCAUCAAAAUAAAAGAAAAGGAACAUAACAUAGCCAUCGACAGGCUAAAACCGGUGUACGUCGAGCAAACGACGGAAGAACAUAUCAACGAGUCCAAUCGUCAUCUCACUCUAACGUAG
Messenger RNA from Habropoda laboriosa, 498 nucleotides. RefSeq lists its product as uncharacterized. The coding region runs from base 1 to 498 and encodes 165 amino acids. Lineage: Eukaryota; Metazoa; Arthropoda; Insecta; Hymenoptera; Apidae. The transcript has a single exon. The record is from RefSeq and is a predicted model, not a curated record.